Molecule: messenger RNA, 492 nt
Organism: Knipowitschia caucasica
Lineage: Eukaryota; Metazoa; Chordata; Actinopteri; Gobiiformes; Gobiidae
Source: the annotation of a GenBank genome assembly
AUGACUGCGUUUACUUCUUUGUUUUUUUGGAUAGAUGAGGUGAAAGGUGACCGGUCAGCUGAGGUGGUUGAUUGGUCUGCUCAGGUAGAAGGUGACCGGUCAGCUGAGGUGGUUGCUCGGUCCGCUGAGGUGGAGGGUGACCGGUCUGCCGAGGUGGUUGACCCGUCAGCUGAGGUAGAAGGUGACCGGUCAGCUGAGGUGGUUGCUCGGUCCGCUGAGGUGGAGGGUGACCGGUCCGCCGAGGUGGUUGACCGGUCAGCUGAGGUAGAAGGUGACCGGUCAGCUGAGGUGGUUGCUCGGUCCACUGAGGUGGAGGGUGACCGAGCCGCCGAGGUGGUUGACCGGUCCGCUGAGGUGGAGGGUGACCGGUCCACUGGGGUGGAAGGUGACCGGUCCGCUGGGGUGGAAGGUGAGCGGUCGGCUGAAGAGGAAGGUGACCGGUCAGCUGAGGUGGAAGGUGAGCGGUCAGCUGAAGAGGAAGACAAUACUUGA